GCUCAGGGAGCGCUCAGCGCGGUGAUCGCCAGUGCGCUGUGUCCCUCGGACACAGCAGAUCACGGAAAGAGCCGAAGAUGUCGGCUCGGUCAUGUGAUCAGCUGUGUCCAAUCACAGCUGAUCACAUGGCACUGAUGAUCAGUGUGCCCUGAUGAUCAGUGUGGCCCCAGAAGUGCCACCUGUCAGUGUCCAUCAGUGCCAGCAGUCAGUGCUCAUCAGUGCCACAUGCCAGUGCCCAUCAGUGCCACAUCAAUGCCACAUAUCAGUGCAUACCAGUGCACAUCAAUGCCACAUAUUAGUGCCCAUCUUAGCUGCCUUUCAAUGUCACCCAUCAGUGCCAGUCAGUGCCACCUAUCAAUGCCAAUCAGUGCCACCUAUCAGUGCUGCCAAUCAGUGCCAC
Messenger RNA from Staurois parvus, 400 nucleotides. NCBI's taxonomy places the organism in Eukaryota, Metazoa, Chordata, Amphibia, Anura, Ranidae. The record is from the annotation of a GenBank genome assembly.